AUUCCCUGCUCCACCUGAUGAUCGUCAAUCCUACAACCAUGAAGUCCAUGUUGUUUGUCUUGCUGAGUCUGAUGACACGCUGUUGCCUCGUUACAGCACAAGUCACUACGUGUUUUCCUGUCACAACCACUGUGUGUACAACGACUCCUGGGCCGAUUACAACCAUCGGUACUACUACCGGUGUUCUCACCACCACUGCUGUUACAACCACGGCCGAGGAGACAACUACGGCUGCCAGUACAACUACAACUGACGUACCGACGACCACAGCCAGUACUACAACUGACGUACCUACAACCACAGCCAGUACAACUGACGAACCAACAACCACAACCAGUACAACUGACGAACCAACGACCACAGCCAGUACAACUGACGAACCAACAACCACAACCAGUACUACCACAGCCAGCACUACAACUAACGUGCCAACAACUACAACCAGUACUACAACCGGGGUACCGACAACCACAGCCAGUACUACAACCGAGGUACCGACAACCACAGCCAGUGCUACAACCGAGGUACCGACAACCACAGCCAGUGCUACAACCAAGGUACCGACAACCACAGCCAGUGCUACAACCGAGGUACCGACAACCACAGCCAGUGCUACAACCGAGGUACCGACAACCACAGCCAGUGCUACAACCGAGGUACCGACAACCACAGCCAGUGCUACAACAGACACACCAACAACCACAGCCAGUACUACAACUAACGUGUCAACAACAACCACCGCCAGUACAGCGUUAAUUGACGUGACAACUACUUCUGACACUGCAACAACUGAUGACCAGCCUGUCACUACUGCAAGCACCGUGCCAACUACCGUUGUCAGUAUAGCUACUACUGCCGUGCUAUCUACCAUCAGUGACACGACAGCAGCAGGCUUUCAAUCUACCACCGCCAGUACAACUUCUGCUGAUGGACCAUCAACAACAGGAGAUGUGCCUACAGACGUGACGACAUCUACAACCACUGGUGCAACCGGACCGUCUACCAUCACUGGUACAGUUGCUCCUGAUGGAACAUUUGCAACAGCAGCUGUGACUGCAGUUGACAGCACGUCUACCGCUGCUGGCAUGUCUACUACUGCCAUCACGCUCCCCUCGGAUGCCACGCCCGCUGGUUUGGCACCCGACUGUAUCGUCUGCAGUGCCACUAACACCUCUGCUAUGAAUGAUUCCUGCCUAAUCGGACCGAUGAUGACGAUGUCACAGCCGUGUCCUGUUGGAGUCUGCAUCACAAUCCUACGGGAAGACACAGACGGCGCCAUCAUUAUCUUUGAGCGCAAAUGUCACAGCGGCGCCUGUACCGACGACAACAAAGACGGCGUCUUCUCCCGUGACGCGGCCGGCGGAGAGACAGAGUACGAGAAGUGCUGUGACGACUCCGCUGACUGUAACGUCAUCAGCUACAACCAGCUGAGAGGCGCAGCGGACAGGGCGGUCACCAACAUGGCCGCCAUCUUGUUUAGCGCCAUGAUCCUCCUCCUGGCUCUGUAAACAUCAACCAUUGAAUGAGCUGACGUGCAUAAAGUCUUACAUUGCACAAUAUAGCUGCUAGUUCAAGUUUUUGUAUCAGAUUGUCUGGUUUUACCUAAAUCCUGUGCAUUUAAGGAGAAACAAUGAGAUGUUCACAAAACCACUUAUAUUACUGUUUAUCAAGAAUAUUUCAAAAUAAGUUUGGAUAUUUGUGUGAUGUACAUACAUCAGGGCACAUACGUGUCAUAGCACUGUACUACUGAUUUCGUUAGCUCGCCCGUCAAACCUCUCCCAAUUCAGGGACUACCCUCUCACAGCUCUGCAUGGGGUGCCGUGAAAGUUGCCAGCUGAACCUACAUUUGUACAUCACAGCGAAAACAUACUCCACGUUGCUACAAACCAUGUUGUUUUUAAAAGUCUCACCAUUUCAUCAUCUUAAGCGAGUUGUUUUU
This is a messenger RNA of Branchiostoma belcheri (Belcher's lancelet), 1939 nucleotides long. RefSeq names its product cell wall protein DAN4-like. The record is from RefSeq and is a predicted model, not a curated record. The transcript has 4 exons. NCBI's taxonomy places the organism in Eukaryota, Metazoa, Chordata, Leptocardii, Amphioxiformes, Branchiostomatidae. Bases 18 to 1508 code for a protein of 496 amino acids.